AAAAACAGGGUUUUUUAUUACGGAAAUGGGAUUUACGUGAUAAAAGAUUUGGCUGCGGAGGGGCUGGGAGUUGGAGACAGGAGAUCCUCAUAGAGCUGCUCGGUGCUGGAGAUAUUCGCGGUUAUUAAUGGCAUUCAUAAAUCCUACUUAUUCCGAAGCCGUCGAGAGCCAACCUCGGGGGGAAAGUCCGUUCGUGUCGACUCACCAUUACCAGCCACCACCUCGGAUCCCUCUGGUGCCACCAGCACUGGAACCACUCGUAGAGGCCAGCGAAAUAAUAUUAGAGAAGAAAGAAUUCCAGACCAGAGGAGGGCAGCAUCUGUUUUCCAUGCGGCGUAACUUCCUAUGUUGUGGGCCACCUAUGAACAUCACGCUGGUGAACAUCUUCAACGCCGGCUCCGUCUCGAUGCAUCUGGUACCAGAAGGAAGAUGCUGUCCGUCAUACCCACUAUUGCAGGUUGAAGCCCCUCCGAAACAGCCCAUAGGAUACGUCAAGUGCUUUGGUAGCCUGGGCAUCCUGAACUUCUUCAUUUUGGAUGUCAACCAAGAGUGCAGAUUCACGUCGGUGGUGCCCACCUCUUUACAGCGAGAUAAACCCAUACAGAUACUGAGCGCGAAUGGGCAUCACACGGUAGUCCAGAUAAGGCGCGAGUUUGAAAACGGAACUACCAGGGUCGUCUUUGAAUUUCCCGCGGACAUGGACGCCAAGAUGAAAGCCGUCAUUCUGGGAGCUUUCCUGUUUGUGAGCUUUCGUCUUCGUGGCGUUUCCAGCUCAAAUUCUUAUACUCCUCCACCGGCCAUAGGGGAUUCUGGAGACUGGGCCUCCAGCUGGGGUGAUUGUAUUGAGGAUUUUGGCGGAGACGACGGCGGAGACUGCGGUGGGGAUGGAGGAGGAGACGGAGGUGAAUGAAAAUCACCGGACUCUAACUCUAAUUCAGACACAUUUUUUGGUCUUUUCGUCUUCGGAUGCCUUUUCGGUUGGGACCAAAUUCGGAGGGCUUUUUUUUUCUUCGGAAACAAAAUUAGUUG
This is a messenger RNA of Spea bombifrons (plains spadefoot toad), 1029 nucleotides long. RefSeq names its product phospholipid scramblase 1-like. The transcript is spliced from 7 exons. Gene Ontology annotation, molecular function: phospholipid scramblase activity. NCBI's taxonomy places the organism in Eukaryota, Metazoa, Chordata, Amphibia, Anura, Pelobatidae. Bases 128 to 910 code for a protein of 260 amino acids. Gene Ontology annotation, cellular component: plasma membrane. Gene Ontology annotation, biological process: plasma membrane phospholipid scrambling. The record is from RefSeq and is a predicted model, not a curated record.